GGAUGUUGAUUAAAUAAUUGAAAGGGCGCUGUGCGGCUGAUUUUAAUGGCAGAACAAACUGCGGAGGUGUGUUGAUGACAAACCUGACAACAAACUCGACAACAGACCCUCUCGGCCGAGCGACAUCUGUUCCUGCCGACCUAGGGUUCAAACAUGGCGCUGUCAUUCCUCUUGGUCCUGGCAGCAACAGUGAUACUCAUCAGACCGGAGACACGUGUAACCAAGGCGCUACAUCAUAACUCGCUGGAGUGCUGCGGUGACAAACAGCGGACCAACAGUUCGUGUUUGAAUGACACUCGCUGCGAGCCAGGAUGCUUCUUCCGUGUGCUGGAAAGCAGCAGCAUCAUUUGCAUACAGUGUGACUCUGCGACUGUAGACGCUGACAACGUAACAACUUGCACUUACAACUACACGAUGGACAGGAAAAACCACACGACAGUCACAACUGUCAUGCCUAAAAUUGGAGGCCCAGGCGUGGCCGCCUCGCUUCUUCUUGGAACACUAUUGAUUAGUCUGUUCCUGAUCCUGUCCGUCGCCUCUUUCUUCUACCUCAAACGCUCACAUCGACUCCCAAGCAUUUUCUACCGCCGCAACAAAGCCUUCAUCUUUCAGCCAAGCGAGACUGCUGUCAUGAUUCCCUCCUCGACAGCUAGGAAACAAAGAUACAUGCGGCGGGAGAGGCCCUCCGUGGCGCAGAAAAGCAACAUCACGCACGCUGCACCCACCACACGGGUCUAUAACGUGUAGGAUCUUGGAGCCCAAAUGACUUGUGAAAGGAGUUGGUGACAAAAUGUAUGUGACGUCAUUGGUCAGCUCGUAUUUAAGCUCGUCACACUUGAACUCAACCUAUUUAUCAGUCUGUGCUCAGUCGACGCAUUGACGCUGCACUCACAGUUGAGGUCUUAUUGAAGUAGCUUUUUGAGAGCCUAUAUAUUUUUUUAUGUCUUAAACAUUGCAGUAGCUCAGAACCAAGACGCCUUCCAUUGGAAUCAUUAUCAUGCUGCUCGCGUUUUAGUCAACACUCGUGCCAGCGACGCCACUCUCAUGGUUUCAUAAACGGUGAGCUGUUACAGCUAUGCGUUUAGUGGUUUGAGGCUAACGUGCAUCGACCACUUAGGCCAGUGACCUAGUUGGGUGAUGGUGACAAAGCAUCAUCACUGUUUGUGUUCUUUUUAGUGUGUGUGUGUGAAUCUAGCUUGCAUUGGUCUCCUUUUUUAUGUUUGUGAUUGUAUGAGUGAUGUUUUUCUAUUUAUUAGUUGUCUCCCAUCAGCCAAAGUGAAUGUAUUUGCCAAGUUUGUGCCACAUGUCAGUUAUCUGCAUACGCAAUGUUUACCUAUUUAUUUUAGCAUAACGCAAAUAUCCAUGUCCAAAUUGAUGAAAACCUAUUGUCAAUACAAGCGUAAACAAUGUUGUAAAAGUAUAUGUAUUAGAAUGGCGGGGUCCUGAUCUGAUACUGAUAUUGGAUAUAGGUCCGAUAGCAGAAUUGUAUCGUCUUGCAUGUAACAUCUCCAAAACAAGCAGUCCAGAGGAGCGUUUACUUGUACAAAGCUGUGCAGUCAGCUAACAUCUAAAUGUGCUGCAAUAAUCUUUCAUUUACGAAAGGUGAACAUGGUAGGGUAUUAGGAGCGAGCGUUUACACAACAAUUUAGCACACAAGCUAGACAAAUUGAAUUAAUUCUCAAUUAUUUUCUGUUAACCCCCUGAAUAUAAAUAGUAUAAUUUGUCUAAAAAAAAAAAUUGUAAUAAGUGCAACUCUGCAAAACAUUGUAUCAUUAUUAACAUUAAAGAAAACAAAAUAAGAAAGACAUAUAGAUCAACUUACAACAAAGAAUCAUUUUAUUAACAUUGAUUUUUGGUCUGUAACAGAAAAUAUUUAAAGUGAAAUAAUUUGCCUGAGAUUAAAAGGUAAAUAAUCCUUAUUUAAACUAUAAACAUUUUCACUGACUUGGAUAAUUUGAUACUGAAAAAUAAAACUAAAUAAAAUAAAAAUAUAAUAAUGAAUUUUAAAAUUUAUCAGCAACAUCAACUCAGAAGCCCAAUAUAUAAAAGACUUUAAAGGGGAACUGCACUUGUUUUGGAAUUUUGCCUAUUGUUCACAAACAUGAGAGACAUGACGACAAAUGUUUUUUUUAAUGCACUUGUAGAUAAAAGUCCGCUUACAAUGGAGCUAAUAGGAGGUCCUCUAUUCCGCCCUUAAAACCCAAUAAAUAACCAUUCAAAAAACGCCAACAAUACUCCAUUUACAUUACGUGACUUGAAUAUUAACCAAGUAUUAGUGAUAUUGUUAUAAGCGCUGACGCAGACAAAGUGUAGCGGCGCCGUGAUCACAAGUUUGUGGGCCUAUAUUGCCGUCAUCGAGUGGUAAGAUGCUUCCUUGCUUGUGGAAGUUUAUUGUAAAUCAUAAAUCAUGCCUCUCACCUGGCUAGUAGAAUGAUGAGGACGUAUUACAAGUUGGUACACUCAUCCAUCCAUCCAUCCAUCUUCUUCCGCUUAUCCGAGGUCGGGUCGCGGGGGCAGCAGCUUAAGCAGGGAAGCCCAGACUUCCCUCUCCCCAGCCACUUUGUCCAGCUCCUCCCAGGGGAUCCCGAGGCGUUCCCAGGCCAGCCGGGAGAGAUAGUCU
Messenger RNA from Nerophis lumbriciformis (worm pipefish), 2620 nucleotides. It is a transcript of the gene lg38h1orf159, whose product is annotated as linkage group 38 C1orf159 homolog. The record is from RefSeq and is a predicted model, not a curated record. Lineage: Eukaryota; Metazoa; Chordata; Actinopteri; Syngnathiformes; Syngnathidae.